Messenger RNA from Mytilus trossulus (common blue mussel), 2416 nucleotides. Its product is annotated as dihydrolipoyllysine-residue acetyltransferase component of pyruvate dehydrogenase complex-like. NCBI's taxonomy places the organism in Eukaryota, Metazoa, Mollusca, Bivalvia, Mytilida, Mytilidae. Gene Ontology annotation, molecular function: dihydrolipoyllysine-residue acetyltransferase activity. Gene Ontology annotation, biological process: pyruvate decarboxylation to acetyl-CoA. The coding region runs from base 73 to 1575 and encodes 500 amino acids. The record is from RefSeq and is a predicted model, not a curated record. The transcript has 11 exons.
AUAAUAUUUACGAAACUACCUGUGACAUUGCUGCUGACAUUGGACAACAAGUUGCAGACAACAAAUUUCAAAAUGUUUCGUCCAACACGACUUGCACGUGUCUUGCUUAGACUCCAAAGAAAACACAGCAACAAUCUAAGAACACUUGCUACCAAAAAUAAUCAGUUUUAUUUAAAAUCAAGCAACGCAACAAAAGAUGUUCAGCAACUCUUACAGGUUCACAGAUUGGUCCAGAGUUACAGAUGUUAUAGUUCAGCCGAUUUACCAGCACACACCAAAGUUUCGUUACCAGCCUUAUCUCCGACUAUGGAAAUGGGGACAAUAAAUUCCUGGCAGAAAAAGGAAGGAGACAAGGUCGCUGAGGGGGAUUUAUUAGCAGAAAUAGAAACAGAUAAGGCCACAAUGGGGUUCGAGUCAUCUGAAGAGGGUUACCUGGCCAAGAUAUUUCAUCCAGCAGGGUCUAAAGAUGUACCCAUUGGGAAGUUACUCUGUAUAAUAGUAGAAAAUGAAGAAGAUGUUGCAGCAUUCAAAGAUUACCAGCCGACAGCAGCCGAUGAUCAACUUCCUGACAGUGAUGCAUCAGAGCCUGUUGCACCGCCACCUCCACCCCCUCCUAAACCAUCCCCCGCAGCAGUGGCUCCACCACCAACUCCUGCUCCAUCAAAGGCAGCCCCUCCUCCAGCAGCAUCUGUGUCAGUGCCUCCAUCUGGUGGCAAAGUGAUUGCCUCACCAUAUGCAAAGAAAUUGGCAGCUGAUAAGGGCAUUGAUCUUAGUCAAAUAACAGGCACUGGUCCUGGAGGAGAAAUCAGGGCAGACGAUGUACUCAACUUCUCACCGUCAGCCGUCCCUACAUCUGUUCCAAUAUCAGCACCAGAGGGAGCUUUCGUAGACAUACCUCUGACCAACAUGAGAAAGGUGAUAGCAAAGAGAUUAGUGCAGUCCAAACAGACUAUUCCACAUUAUUAUUUAACUGUGGAUGUUAAUGUAGAUAAAGUUUUAAGAUUACGUAAAGAACUGAAUGAGAUUUUAUCAAAAGACAACAUAAAAUUAUCUGUGAAUGACUUCAUCAUAAAAGCAUCAGCAUUAUCAUGUAAAAAGAUCCCGGAGGCCAACUCAUCAUGGAUGGAUGACUCAAUACGACAAUAUAAUAUAGUUGAUGUCAAUGUAGCAGUAGCAACACCAGCAGGUUUAAUAACUCCUAUAGUAUCAAGGGCAGAUAUCAAGGGACUAUCCCAAAUUAGUCAGGAUGUUUUAGCUUUAGCAACAAAAGCAAAAGAAGGAAAAUUACAGCCUCAUGAAUAUCAGGGAGGAACCUUCACAAUCUCCAACUUAGGAAUGUUUGGUAUUAAAUCAUUUUCUGCAGUCAUCAACCCCCCUCAGGCCUGUAUUUUAGCAAUAGGGGGUGCAGAGAAAAGACUAGUGGUAGACGAAGACAGUGAUAAAGGGUACAGUUCAGCCAAUAUGAUGUCAGUGACAUUAAGUUGUGACCAUCGAGUAGUGGACGGUGCAGUGGGAGCACAAUGGCUAGCAGAGUUUAGGAAAUUCAUGGAACGUCCUGAGACCAUGCUAUUAUAGCUGCGUUAUACUUAGGGAUUUUAAAUUUUAGUGUUGACAGUGCUGUUAAUAAUAUCAUGAUAAAAAAGUGCUGUUUGUGUAAAAUGGAACGAAAUGGACAUUAGAAUUGAUUUUCAUCAUUUUAUAGUGACUGUUAAUGUAUUGAAAAUUCUAAGCAACUGACAAUAUAAUAGAUUGGUCUGUACAUAGAGGUACAUUUGUAAUAAGAAAUCUAAAAUAUUUAUUCUUGACAGAUGGACACAUUUUUAUCAGUUACAGUAUUGUUAUGUUUGAAGUAAUUAUUUUUACUAUUUAUAAUUAUGAAAUAAGUAAGUACUUGAAUAUCUGGACUGUAUUUAUUUUAUAAGUUAGAUUUACAAUUAUGACAGUUGUAUCAAGGAAUAAUAAUCUUAGAAAGUUAUAAUAAAGUGCUAUUCUAUGAAUGUUCAAAAAGUUAAUUUUUAUCUAGAAUUCUACUGAAUUUAAUUGUAACAUGACAAUUUAAGAAAGAAUUCUUACCUGACGAAUAUGAUAUAUAUCAAACAUUUCAUCAUUAAGCAAAACAAAUACAUCCUUUGUUUUAGCUUAAAUGUUGGAAAGAUAAGGUAUGGUAGACAUGCAUAUAAGAAUAUGCAUCACAUCAGCUAGUUAAAAUAUGAAUUUUGAAUCAGAAUAAAAAUAGUUAAUAGUUCUUGACUUUGCAAGUAUAUGGAAGGAGAAUGCUUGUUAAUAUAAGUUGAUGAAUCUCAUUUUGUUUGCUUGCAAGUAUUCAUAUAUUUCUAGAACAUGUCUUUUUGAACAGGAAAAUUAAACUUAUGGCAUGUUUUGUUCUGAGGGCAUUCUCAAAAUACAAUAGAACAUA